Molecule: messenger RNA, 1557 nt
Organism: Aspergillus tanneri
Lineage: Eukaryota; Fungi; Ascomycota; Eurotiomycetes; Eurotiales; Aspergillaceae
Product: cytochrome P450
Exons: 6
Coding region: 1-1557 (518 amino acids)
Molecular function (GO): monooxygenase activity; oxidoreductase activity, acting on paired donors, with incorporation or reduction of molecular oxygen; heme binding
Source: RefSeq, a predicted model, not a curated record
AUGCAGCAACCAGCAUCUUUCCGUCCCCUACCCUUCAACCAGAGCCUGUUAGGUCAGGGGAGCCUUGGUCAAAGUGCAAAUAGCUCGAUGGAUGUCAUUUCAUCGUGCGCAUGCGUGUUAUUGCUCGUGGCGGCCAUUGUCUUCUAUUCUAAAACAGCACGACGACGGCUAACCCACACUAUUCCUUUGAUCACCAGCCUCCCAUCGGAGAAAAGCAACGAAGACCCAGAGCACCGCCCCGUGUCCCUUCUGGAUCUCCUGCGACAUGGAUACGAAAAGUUCAAGCACGAAGUGUUUCUGCUACGGCCCCCUCAUGGCGACCAGCUGGUCAUUCCGGCGAAAUAUCUUGAUGAGUUGAAAUCACUUCCCGAGAGCAAGAUUAGCCUAGUUGAAUCCCUCAGUGGGCAAUUCCUCGGGGACUUAACAUAUAUCGGCAAGCAUGACUCGACUAUGCUCGCCAGCAUUCGAGAAGAUUUGGCGAGAAAUAUGGACACGACCAUCACGCAUCUCGAAGAGGAAACAAGGUACGCUUUUGAGACCUUGUUCGAAGACUCGAAGCGAUGGCAGUCAGCAAAAGUGCAGCCAACGAUGCUCCGCGUUGUUGCACUGCUUUCUGGUCGUGUUUUUGUCGGUUCGGACCUGAGUCGUGAGAAAGAGUUUCUAGACUGUAUUGUCCAGUUCACCAUCGACUCGUUCGUCACAGCGGAGAAGUUACACCGGUAUCCAGCAUCUCUGCGACCUCUCAUCCGCCGCUUGAUACCCGAACACAAUGCCGUUCAGAAGGAAUUGGCGGACAUGGCUCGGCUCCUUCGUCCGUUAGUUGAGGCGCGCAUCCAUGGUCGGACCGGAAACGCGAGAGACAACUACAUGAUCGAUUGGAAUAUGAACUCGCCAGCGUCGCUCCGUACAGAUGUUGCUUAUCAAGCCAUGCAACAGCUGCAAGUGAGCUUUGCCGCCAUCCAUACCACUACCAAGCUGUUGACAAACAUCAUCUUUGAGCUGGCAUCUCGGCCGGAGUAUAUUCAGCCCCUGAGGACGGAGAUUGAGACUUGCUGGAGCAGCGCGAACGGUAGUGCUGGGUGGUCGAAAAGCACAUUGUCUCGUUUACGCAAGCUCGACAGUUUCAUGACUGAGACUCAGCGCCACAACCCUCCCGGUAUCAUGACCUUCAACCGCCGCAUGACAUCGGACAUGACAUUGUCAAACGGCACGUAUCUCCCGCGGGGAACCUAUCUAGCCGCGGCGUCAAGCCAGAUUGCUAUGGACGGCGAAUUCUGGGACAAUCCAGAGCGUUUUGAUGGGUUUCGCUUUGACCGCAUGAGGCAGGAGGCAGGCGCGGAAAGCAAAUAUCAGGACCACGGAUGCUACUGUUCGGCUACGGAACCCAUGCGUCGUUUCUUUGUCAGUAAUGAGGUCAAAAUCAUCGUCUCGUAUCUGAUCAUGAAUUUUGAUAUGGCUCUUCCCAAUGGCCAAGGGCGCCCGAGGCCAAUCACGUACGACGUUGCAUUUAAACCAGAUCCCAACCAGGAGGUUCUCUUCAGGAAAAGGGCCCGAUGA